UAAAUGGUGGCCUGAUUAUAUCCCAAAGCGAAUUAUAAUUUUCACUCUCUGUUGUUUUGCUAUUAUCAUCUGUUAUGCUGUUUAUAUGGCUAAGGAAUUCAAAUGGAAUCAUUCUACACAAGGUUUAGUAUCGUCAUCAUUUUACUUUGGAUAUAUUACGACGCAAAUUUUAGGAGGUGUGCUUACUGAUAAAUUCGGUGGUAGGAGAGUAUUAGGCAUAGCUGCCGCAACUUGGACAUUCUUCACUUUACUUACUCCAAUUUCUGCCAGAAUAAACAUAUACUGUCUUAUACUGUGUAGGAUUUGUUUAGGAAUUGGAGAAGGUGCUUCUUUUCCAUGUGUUCAAUCUUUAAUCUCAAAAUGGUUUCCACCUGAGGAACGAAGUAGAGCUGUUUCAGUAGCGUGUGUUUCUAAUUUUAUCGGUAUGGUAAUCGCCAUGCCAAUUUCAAAUAUAUUGGGUUCGAGUCGGUUUGGAUGGGAAAGUAUUUUUUGGGUAUUUGGAAUUGUUGGCUGUAUUUGGUCCGUUAUAUGGCAUUUUUAUGGGAGAAGUGAUCCUAGAGAUUAUUCAGGAAUCAGUAAAGAAGAAUUAGAUUGGAUUUUGAAAAGCAAAUCAAGUGCUUAUUUAGAUGAUAAUUUGGAUAAUUAUCAAUCAGGAUCUAGGGAGAUUACGAUUACUGACGAUGAUCUUGGCAUUCAAAGUGAAAACGAUGUGUUAUUACCAAAAGAUCAAACUUUAUCAAGGCCAAAUAAUAUAAAGAAAAUUCCUUGGAAAUUAAUAUUUUCUCGUCGUGAAGUUUGGGCAAUUAUCCUUGGUCAAUUUUGUAAUUCUUGGGGCUUUUUUAUUCUGCUUAAUUGGUUACCAAUAUACUAUUAUGAACAUUUUCAUGUAAAUAUCAAUUUAAUUGGAUAUUACACUGCUUUACCUUACUUUACGUACAUCAUAAUGGGAUCUAUAGCCGGUUAUCUCUGUGAUUAUGCGAUUAAUAAAUUAAAAUUUUAUGUUUUAACUGUACGAAAAUUUUUUAAUUUAACCGGAACCCUUGGAAUAUCAAUGUCUCUAUUAGUUGUAACAUAUUUGGCAAAAACUUCUCUUGAAGGAUUAUUGACAAUAACAAUUGGAUUUGCAAUAUAUUCAUUCAAAGUCCCAAGUUUUGACAUUGCACCAAAAUAUGCGGGCUUAAUAUAUGGCUUAGGAAAUACUUUUGCGGUGUUGCCGGCUCUUUUUGGUGUAGCAUUAACAGGUUGGAUAUUAGAAGUUACUGAUAAUAAUUGGAGCAUUAUUUGGUGUUUGUGUUCAUUGUUUUAUAUUUUUGGAACAUCAUUUUUUGUUUCCUUGGCUGGUGGAGAAGUAAUAAUUGAUUGA
Molecule: messenger RNA, 1363 nt
Organism: Racocetra persica
Lineage: Eukaryota; Fungi; Glomeromycota; Glomeromycetes; Diversisporales; Gigasporaceae
Source: the annotation of a GenBank genome assembly